AUGCAUGACAGCAGAAUUGAACAACUAUGGGAAAGCAGAGAAAGAAAGGUUCUUAACAACAUCAGAGAAAGAAUCUGGUUGAGUUGGCAUGGUUACCGUCAUUGGUGUUUACUUAAAACAUUUCAAGAAAAUAAUCUGGUUGCACUUGAAAUGCAUCACAACAGAAUUGAACAACUAUGGGAAAGCAGAGAAAGAAAGGUUCUUAACAACCUCAGAUUCCUUGACUUGAGUUACUCAAAUUUGAAGACCCUUGAUUGUGGCUUAUUUUUGAAUAUGGAGAAGAUAAAUCUUGAAAAAUGCUCUGAUUUGAUCGAUCUUCACACGCCUAUUGGAUGUCUAAUAAGGCUUGUCAACUUAGACUUAUAUCAUUGUUGUGGAUUGAAAUCUUUUUCAUUUGUCAAGCAACUGGAAUCACUAGAGGGUGGUAAUGUUCUUAAGAAGUUACCCGAGGAUCUUGGCCUAUUAGAAUCUUUGGAGAAACUAAAUCUAGCCUAUUGCAAGAUAAGAGAUGUUACGAGUAGCAUCUGCAAGUUGAAACAUCUCAAAAAUCUUGACCUUCACAACUGUGAUCAACUUGAGAGAUUACUUGAGAAACUAGGAGACAUAAAAUGCUUAGAACAGUUAGAUGUAGAAGGUGCAGGUAUAAGUCAUCUUCCCCAGAGCAUUUCUUUACUAAAUGGUCUUAAGAUCGUUGGAUUUAAAUAA
Messenger RNA from Lactuca saligna, 705 nucleotides. The record is from the annotation of a GenBank genome assembly. Lineage: Eukaryota; Viridiplantae; Streptophyta; Magnoliopsida; Asterales; Asteraceae.